GUUUUAGAGGAUAAUGACUAUGGGCGCGCUGUAGACUGGUGGGGUUUUGGAGUUGUGAUGUAUGAAAUGAUGUGUGGCCGCCUUCCCUUCUACAAUCAGGAUCAUGAAAAGCUGUUUGAACUCAUUCUAAUGGAAGAGAUCAGAUUUCCACGCACUUUGUCACCUGAAGCCAAAUCUCUUCUUUCUGGGUUGUUGAAGAAAGAUCCUAAACAAAGGUUGGGUGGUGGCUAUGAUGAUGCAAAGGAAAUAAUGCAAGACAAAUUCUUUUCUGGAAUUGAGUGGCAAGAUGUCUAUCAGAAAAAGCUUAUUCCACCAUUUAAGCCUCAAGUGACAUCUGAGAUGGACACAAGAUAUUUUGAUGAAGAAUUUACUGCACAAACAAUAACAAUCACUCCACCUGAUCGAGAUGGCAGCAUGGAAUCCAUAGACAAUGAGAGAAGACCACACUUUCCCCAGUUUUCUUACUCAGCCAGUGGAAGGGACUGAACUCAACCACCUUAAAAAUGAAUAAAGGAAAUCGGAUCAAAUUUUUAAGGACUUAUAAUAAGGAAUGAGUACAAGAGGUCAUCAGUAUAAACUGGUUGGUCUGUAGAUAAUUUGGACAGCAAUGUUUGCUGUUUCAACAAAAUCUUCAUUUGUGAUAUGUUGGAAAAUGAGCUACUUCUUAAACUGAAGUAUUGUUUCUUUGUGCACUGACCUAAUUUCAAAUGAGUAGUUAUGAGGACAUACAUUUGGGAUAAAUAGGCACCAUUCUGAUUGACAGAACAGUGGAAACUGAUAUUUUGAAUGGAACACCCCCUUUAUUAUCGCUACAUAUUUAUGGACUUCAUUAAAUGUACCCAACUGAUCAGAUAGAUUUAAAAUUCUAUUUCAGUAAUUGGUUCUUUGUAAGAUAUUUUCAAAUCUAUAAAAUAGGUAAUGAUCAAUCCAAUCUAUUGAUAACGUAUAUAAGAUCUGAUUAAGAUAAUAGUGCAAAAAGUAAACCUCUCCAGUCACAGAUGGCUCAUUAUGUAUUACUGGUCCAGCAUACAGUACUGUAAAGGUGAAAUGUACUCUGGAGUCCAACCAGAGCUUCUGCCACAAUUUGUUUACCUUUCUACAAUGUGUAAACAUCAGAUUGCCUCAGUGAGGCACAAUAAUAUCUUCAGCAGCAGGAACUUUGCUGCAGUCUAUGAGGAAAAAUUGAAAUCUACAACAAUUGUUUGCAUUUCAGUGUCAAGCUUCAUACUAACUGAAAUACACUCCACAUAUUACCUUGUUUAUAUGUAAUAUACAUGCCAUUUCUUUGAUACUUCCUGGGCAUCUUUGGAUGUUACUUUCACAGUUUGCUAAUAUUAUUUAUCAGUUUAAAAAAAAUUAAAUCAAUUAUGUCAAUACCACAUUUAGUAACUUAAUGUUUAAUAGUGAAUGUUAAGGAAUAUUUGUUUCCCCAUUUGUGGUUUGUUUCUGUAUCUUAUUGUCCUAAAUGGAGCAGAAAAAUAUCUAUCAUACUGUAUUCAAAUGAUAAUGAAUCAGUUCAGUCAUCAGUUACAUUCCAUUGAGAUUGUUCACAUCAUUCUAGCUCAAUUGAAACAUCUAGAUGGAAAUUGCAGGAUUGAACUAGCACCCAAUGCACUAUUUGUGGAGUGAAUAUUCUAUAAAUGACUGUGUUUUAAAUACUCAGUAGUUCCUGCUUUCCAUUUGGCAUUUGGUGGAUCAAGGAUAACUAUUUAAUUAGGUACUGGUAAACAAAACCAGUUACCACUAUUUUGUACCCUGU
Rhincodon typus (whale shark) is the source of this 1759-nucleotide messenger RNA. Its product is annotated as RAC-alpha serine/threonine-protein kinase-like. The annotation marks the transcript as partial. The transcript is spliced from 4 exons. Gene Ontology annotation, biological process: protein phosphorylation. Gene Ontology annotation, molecular function: ATP binding; protein serine/threonine kinase activity. The record is from RefSeq and is a predicted model, not a curated record. NCBI's taxonomy places the organism in Eukaryota, Metazoa, Chordata, Chondrichthyes, Orectolobiformes, Rhincodontidae.